This is a messenger RNA of Cladophialophora carrionii CBS 160.54, 3408 nucleotides long. RefSeq lists its product as uncharacterized. Bases 1 to 3408 code for a protein of 1135 amino acids. The record is from RefSeq and is a predicted model, not a curated record. Gene Ontology annotation, molecular function: P-type sodium:potassium-exchanging transporter activity; ATP hydrolysis activity; ATP binding. Gene Ontology annotation, biological process: potassium ion import across plasma membrane; proton transmembrane transport; sodium ion export across plasma membrane. The transcript has 2 exons. Gene Ontology annotation, cellular component: membrane. Lineage: Eukaryota; Fungi; Ascomycota; Eurotiomycetes; Chaetothyriales; Herpotrichiellaceae.
AUGGUGGUCGUCGACGUUCCUCAACGCUCUGAGAAGCCCAAGGUCGUUGACGUUGUGGCGCCGCCUGGGCCCAAUGAUGAUGACUUCCCCGCCGCCUUGGCUGCCAGACGCCGCAUUCGUUAUGCUGGCGACGAUGAGGAGAACCCAGGGCCAUCUUCCUCGAACAAUUUUGGUCACACAUUGACAAGGCGCACCUCAACAUACUCGGUACAUUCACUUUCCAGCGUCCGUAGCGGGCAGCGCACCAUCGACCCCUCAAUCAUCCUGCCAGUUCAAUAUCGCACGCUCAGCUACGAUAUAACCAAUAGCAAGGCUAUUGGAAAGGCUAAAGAUGCUCGUGAGAAAGCUACAGUCGACGUUGGCCGCCUCGAAUGGCAUUUGCUCACCACCGCAGAGAUCUGCGUGCGAUUGAAGACAUCGACGGAAACCGGUCUCUCAUCCACCGUGGUGAAGGAGAAAAUGACAGAGUUCGGUCGGAAUGUUCCUUCCGCACCACCGUCUAGGCUCAUGCAGAAGCUUUUCGGUUACUUCUUCGGAGGAUUUGGCUCGAUCUUGCUCGUCGGCAGCGUUCUCGUCUUCCUCUCCUGGAAGCCGCUCGGACAACCACCAGCCGUGGCAAAUCUUGCACUCGGGAUUGUUCUCGUCGCUGUGUUCUUCAUCCAGGCCGCGUUCAACGCCUGGCAGGACUUCUCGUCUAGUAGGGUCAUGAACAGCAUUACCGGCAUGUUGCCUGAAGCCUGUCAUGUCCUACGCGAGGGAAGCAAGCAAACCGUGCAGGCCCCCGAAGUUGUCCCCGGCGAUAUUCUCUACUUCAAGGCGGGCGACAAAUUGCCGGCCGAUGUGCGCUUCAUAGACGUCUCGAUGGACGCCAAGUUCGACAGAAGCAUCUUGACCGGAGAGUCACUUCCUUUGGGCGCUGUCACCGAGUCACCGGAGCCCAAUUACCUUGAAACGCGAUGCAUCGGCAUGCAAGGCACACACUGCACGUCUGGUAGUGGCGUCGGAAUCGUCGUCUCUACCGGCGACAGUACCGUGUUCGGCCACAUUGCAAAGUUGACGAGCACACCAUCGACUGCCCGGACUACUUUGCAGAAAGAGGUGCUGCGCUUCGUCAUCAUCAUUGUUGGGCUGAUGAUACUCAUGAAUAUUAUUGUGGUUGCGGUAUGGGGCGGCUACAUUCGUCAGAAACACCAUGACUACAUCAACGUGCCGACAUUGAUUGUCGAUAUCGUGAGUGUCGCAAUUGCAUUCGUCCCCGAAGGACUCCCGAUUGCGCUCACCGCGUCCUUGACUAUUACGGCCAACACCAUGAGGAAGAACAACAUCCUUUGCAAAUCGCUCAAGACGGUUGAGACUCUUGGGUCCGUCUCGGUGCUCCUGUCCGACAAGACGGGAACGUUGACAAAGAAUCAGAUGGUCGUCACGGACUGCCUGAUCGGCGCAAGCGCCAUGACCGCUCUUGAGGCAGCAGAAGAUGUGGCCGAUGACAGUGCCAAGUUCACGUCGAAGAAGGCCGCGCUUCAACAACUUCGCGUGGUUUCUGCGGUUUGCAAUGCCGGCGAAUUUGAUCCCACGACGGUUCACCUUCCUCUCGAUCAGCGCAAGAUCAUUGCCGAUGCGACUGACCAAGCCAUCCUCCGCUUCUCACAGAGCUUGGGACCGGCCACACAGUCUCGCGAUAUGUGGCGCACGCGAUUCGAUCUCACCUUCAAUUCUAAAAACAAGUUCGCCCUUCGAGUUGUGUCUGCCGAGUGCGCUUCUGCGGUUUCAUCGACAAUGGGUGUCUCUGAGGCCAACGUGUUCCAGGCCGACAAGGACCUGUUGUUGAUGAUCAAAGGUGCUCCGGACAUUCUCCUUCCGAGAUGCACUGAAUAUGUCGGUAAUGAUGGCGAAACCCACGCGCUCGAUGCCGUAGUUCGUUCAUCCAUCGAGGCACUCAAGGAUUCGUGGUCCAGUCAAGGCAAACGGGUCCUGCUCCUGGCACGAAAGCUUCUUCCUGCACACAUUGUUCAGUCAUCUCCGAAUGACAACACGUUUGAGACGGAAGCUCUCAAACACGCCAGCGCCAGUCUCACUCUGAUAUCACUGGUGGGCAUUGUCGACCCUCCAAGAGACGAAGUCCCGAGUGUUAUUCAAAGCCUCCGUCAAGCAGGCAUUCGUACAAUGAUGGUGACAGGGGACUUUAAGCUCACGGCUCAAGCCGUCGCUCGUGCAUGCGGCAUCAUCACCGUUCCUGACAGUGAAGUGCAUACCGUUGACAACCUUCCUCACUUCGCCCCAUCAGAUCCACCAGAAAAUAAACGUCAGAAGAGAUCGAACCUGCUGCCCUCGGAAAACAAAGCUAUUGUCCUGACAGGCUCGGACCUCAUGGCCCUUUUGCCGCAUCAAUGGCACGCCCUGACCACGCAGUACAGCGAGAUUGUCUUCUCACGCACGACGCCGGACCAAAAGCUGCGGAUCGUCCGGGAAUUCCAGUCUGAAGCCUUCGUCGUGGCGAUGACUGGCGACGGCGUGAACGACGCACCCAGCCUGAAGCAAGCAGAUAUUGGCAUCUCACCAGCCUCUGGUUCGGACAUCGCGAUCGAGGCCUCCGACAUGGUGCUUCUGGGCUCCUUCUCCGCCAUCCCCGAAGCAGUCAUGUACGGCCGCGUGGUGUUCGACAACCUGAAGAAGACAAUCGCGUACCUCCUGCCCGCGGGUUCGUUCUCGGAGUUCUGGCCUGUAAUGACAAGCGUGGUCUUUGGCCUACCUCAGGUCCUCUCCAGCUUCCUCAUGAUCGUCAUCUGCUGCUUCACAGACUGCGUCGCCGCCACGAUGCUGGCGUACGAACAGCCCGAAGCGAACGUCAUGCUGCGGCCCCGACGAGACAUACACAACGACCGGCUCGUCGACUGGAGAUUAUUGCUUCAGGCCUACGGCCUGGUCGGCAUCCUCGAGACAACCUGCUCCUUCGCCAUGAGCUUCUGGUACCUGCAGCGCAAGGGCCUGGCGUUUGGCACGCUGUGGUUCUCCUUUGGCAACAUUCCCACCCCGCCGGGCCAGACGGCCGACGACGUCUCCUUCCACUUGACCGUGGCGAGCUCCAUCUACUUCGUCACGCUGGUGGUCAUGCAAUGGUUCAGCGUCAUGGCUCUGCGGACGCGUCACCUUUCCAUCUUCUCGCACCCGCCCAUCUUCAACCGGAAGACGCAGAACCGGUUGCUCUUCCCGGCCAUUCUGUUCUCGCUGGUCGUGGCGUUGGUGUUCACCCUUUCGCCUGGGAUCGAUUACCUUGGCUGCAAUAAUGUGCCGGUAGAGCAUUGGUUCAUCCCCAUGACAUUCGGGAUUGGGCUUCUGAGUCUGGACGAGCUGCGAAAGAUGGCGGUGCGGAGAUAUCCUGGGGGUUCCCUCGCGAAGAUCGCGUGGUAG